AUGAGUCAUAAUAAGGCAAACGAUUUACAGGAUAAACUUCGAAAAGAACGAGUAAACGAUUUUAUAGUUAAUCAAUGCAAAUUCGAUAUUAUAGAAAAAUAUGAUGAGAGUUCAAGUGAUGAAGAAAAUGACAAUAAUCAUCAAAAAGAACACUUCAAAAAUGAUGACAAAAAUAUGGAUUAUACUUUUAAUCUCGCUGAUGAAUCCCCAAAAAUUUUGAAUAAAAAAACAGAAAAAGAAAAUAAUAAUAUAUUAAAAAAUUGUAAUGUAAGUUUCCCCCCAGCUCUUCACAGAAGUAUAUUAAAUUUACAAAAAAAUAAUAAAAAUGAAAAGUUAGAUUUGAAUAAAAUAUACGAUAAUAAUAGUUCAUUCCACAGUUGUGAGAAUAGCAAAAAUAAUGAACAUGAAAACAAGAAAAAUUAUAAUUUUGCCAACAAAACCAUUCCAAACAUAAAAUAUAAUGAUAACCAUAUAAAGGACACAAAUGUAGAGAAAAUAGACUUAGAAAAAAAAACACAUAAUAAUCAUCACAGUGAUUAUUAUAAAAAUAAUGAUACAAAAAAAUAUAACGUAAUUUUUAAAAUGAAUAAGAAUGAAGUAGCGAAAUUACAAUGGACUAAUCCAAUAGAAGAGACAGAAAUUAGAGAAAUCAAAAAUAUGAAAGAAAUAAAAUUACAUGAAAUCAGAUUUGAUUUUUCAGGUAGACUAAGAAUACAAAUAAAUGAAAAUCUAUAUAAUGAAAAAGAAAGAAAAAAAAUAUUUGAUAAUUUUGAUGGACUUUAUCAUCAUAAUGAAGAACCAUUAAAUAGUGGAUAUACAUUACCUGAACUUUUAUUUUUAUGCCAAAGUUCAUAUCCAAAUCAAGUAUGUAUAGCAUUAAAAAUUAUGAAACAUAUAUUUAUAAAUAUGUAUUUAAAAGUUUCCGAACUAAAUAAUGUACUUUUAGAUAGUAAUAUAAUUAAUAAUUAUCAAAUAAAAAAUAAAUAUUCUUACACUUUUACAUUUAAUAGAUUUAUAAAUUAUUUAAAUAAUGAUUUAAAUAUAUUUUCAAAAUUAUUAUUUUUAUUUAAUUAUUAUAAUAAUAAAAAUUUACAAUUUAAUUGUCUUCAUGCUAUGGCUAGCUACUUAUUUCCAAAUAACACAUACAUAAUAAAAGAUCAAAUCAUAUUUGACGGAACAGAAGAAAACAAAAUUAACAAAUUUAAAUAUUCUAUAAAUUAUGAAUUUUUCUCAUAUCAUGAUUUUUUUAGUGAUAACAUUUUUUUCGAUGAAAGUUAUAAUAUAUUUUUUUAUUCAACCAAAAAAGGACAGAGUUAUUCUAUUUCAGAUAUGUCCUUAGAAAAUAAUAAUUCAAAAACUAUGAAAAAUUCGAUAGAGCAUAAAGACAAUAAUAUAUCUGACCCAAAUCAAGCAAAUAAUCUUAACAAUCCAAAAGAUGAUGAUAUUACAAUUUUUAUAAAUAAAUGUAAAGAAAAUGAAAUAAAAAAUGAAGAAGAAAAAGUAGAUAAAAUAAUUAUAAAAAAUACAACGAAAAAAAAAUAUGAACAAAAUGAUGAAAAUAAUAUAAUUUAUGAUAAAAUUCUUUGCUACCUUAAAAAUGUUAAUGAAAGUAUUGAUGAUCCAAGUAAAUUAUUAGAAAUCCAUUUAGAUAUAAUAAAAUCAUAUAAAAUAAAUGAUAAUGAAGAUAUCGAAAUUAUAAAACUUAUAAACAAUAUAAAUAAUAUUUUGGAAAAUAAUUUUGCUGUUGUCGAAGUAGAAAAUAGUUGUGUGUGUCUUUUAAUAGGGUUAUUAAUUAAAUAUAAACAUGAAAUAAAUAUAUUAAAAAAUAAAGAUCUUGUAAAAAAUUUAGAGAAAAUAUGCGAAUCAAAAAUUGUAGGUAGCUAUUUAUACAAUGAAAGAAUAAAAAAAGAAUGCCUAAAUACAAAUCAAAAAAUUAACUGUUCUGAUCUUAAUUUUGUUUAUAAUUUAAUUACUUUAAUAAGAUAUAUAAUUAUAUAUAACUAUGAUAAAGAUUUUUUGCAAAUUUUCGAUGUCUUAUCAUUUUUAAUUUUUUAUAGAACUUUGCCAUUUAGUUUGAAUAUUGAAAAUGAUCAAAAUGUUGAAAACAUAAAUGAUAAUAUGGAAAAAAACACAAUCACUGAAAUGAGACAUUCUUAUUUAUUUAUUUCCACUGAAACGUUAAAAGUAUUUAGAAUUUUAUUAUCUUGUAAUUUAUAUAAAGAAUCUGUUGAAUAUUUUCAUGAUAUUAUUAAUAAAAUUCAUAAAAUAAAUAUAAAAAAUGAUAUAAUUUGUAAAAAGUUUCUAACUCAAGUAUAUUUAUAUAUUUCUACUUAUAACUUGACAUGUGUUGAUAUGGAUUUAUCAGGACUUUUAUAUAUUUCUAAAAUUAUUAAAACGUUAGAAAUUCAAAUUAAUAAUGUAGAUAAUUAUAGUAUAAACAAAGAAGAAAAAUCUUAUGAAUAUAUACAUACAGAUAAUUCUUUUUCUUACCCUAAUAUGAAAGAACAAAAUAAAUUAGACUUUAACUAUUUAAAUGAUUUGAUAUUAAUAAAUCAAUGCUUUAAUUAUAUAUAUACUCUAUUUAUCUGUAUUAGAAAAAAAUGUAUAAAUAUAGAACAAUGUAUACAUACUGAGCAAAUAUACAAACUUAUGAAAUUUAUUCAACGAAUUGGAAAUACACUUAUACGAAACCUUAGUUGGUUGUUAGAUUGGUAUAGAGAUGAUGUAAAAAGGAAUAAUGACAAAAAUGAAGACAACAUAAUUAGAAAUAUAUUUAACAAAACAAAGGAGUGUCCUUUUAUAUUCAGUUACAUUAUUUAUGAACAAAAUUUGGAUCCUCAUUUUUUUUUUGUCAUAUUUAUACAACUGUUAAAUGGUAUUUUGAACAUAAUUCUUGAGAUAAAUUAUAUGAACGAAGAAAUGCAAAAUAAUGAUCAUAAAAUUGGUGACAAUAAAAUUGGUGACAAUAAAAUUGGUGACAAUAAAAUUGGUGACAAUAAAAUUGGUGACAAUAAAAUUGGUGACAAUAAAAUUGGUGACAAUAAAAUUGGUGACAAUAAUAUUUGUGACGAUAAUAUUUGUGACGAAAUAAACUCGCUUAUUGAUUUAUUUUCUCACUUAAAUCAAGAUGUAUUAAAACUUUUUAAAAUAGAUAUAUUCAAAGUUGAAAAUAUUUUAGAUUCGAACAAUGUGUUUUUACCCCUAUCAUAUUUGUUUUACAAUUUAUACAAACUUUUUAAUAUAAAUAUUUAUAAGGAAAAAAAUGUUUCGAAUAUGAAUACUAAUCAAAAUAAACUUAAAAAUAUCAAAGCAUGUGACACUAUUUUAAGGAAUGAAAAUAUAAAUCUUAUUUUUUAUUCGCUUGUAUUUUGUUCUUCAGUUUCUCUUAGUUACUAUUCUUUGAAAGAAAUCACGAAGCAACCAAAUGUUUCAAUAAAUAACAAUAUAAAUAGACACACAUAUAAUUAUUCGGAUCAAUUUUUAUCGAAAAAUAAUUCUGAAAUGAAUAUAAAAAGGGAAAUGGGAAACGAAGAAGAGAUAAAAGAAUCUACGUUGCCUAUCUAUCCAGAGGAUACUAUUCCAACUUCUUUUAAAAAUAUAGGCAUAGAUCAAAGGGAAAUAUAUUCAAAUUAUGAGAACGAAGAUGAAUACAUAAAAGAUAUGAAUGUAGUAUAUGUUAUCCUAUUUUUACAAAAAUAUAUAAAAAAAAGUUUAUCAAUAUAUAAUAGCAAAAAAAAUAUAUUUUUAUUGUUACUAAAAAAUAUGUUUAGAGAAUGUAAUAAACCAUUAAAUGAUAUAAACAAAAAAGAAGAAAUAAUAAUUAACAAAGUACUAAUUUUAUUUUUGAAUAAAAAUGUUUUAAAUUUUUUAGUAAAACAUAUGGAUGUAUCUACAUUUUUUAAAUUUUUCAUUCAAAUAUUUCUUGUUAAUAACCAUAAACAAAUUGGAGACUAUAUGAGUGAGCACAUAAAUAUAUAUAACUAUUUUGUAUCUAUAGCAGAAUUAUAUAUAUUUAAUAAUAUAUCUUGUGAUGUUGAUAAUUUAACGAGUGGAACUACAUUUUUUGAUGAAGAAUUGGAAUAUAAAAAGAGCAUAGAAAAUAUUGUUUUUUCUUUUCUCCAGAAUGAAAUAAAAAGGAAAAAAGCAAUGGAACAAAAUGAAGAUAUAUUAAAUAAUUUCGAAAAAAAUAAACAAAAUAUCAAAUCAUGUAUUCAACUAAAGCGCCUAAAUAUUAGCUCUGCUCUUUCACAAACUGUUUUUGAAAAAAUCAUCGAAUCUUUUAAAUUAGGAUAUUUUUUUAACCCAUUACUUUUAUCAAUAUUAUUUUUUUUUUCUACUGUAUCCUUUCCACAAGAAUGCAGAAAUAUAUUUUUUAAUGAUUAUGAUAUAUUAAAAAUUUUAGGGAAAAAUAUAUUUAUUCAUUUUUUUGAUAAUAACCAUUAUAUAAUAUAUACAAUAUCCACAUAUUAUGGAUUGAAACAACAUAAUUAUAUUAUCGAUUUAACAAAAUUUUUCCCUUCGAUUUUUUCAUUUAUAUAUAAUUCUUAUGAUAAUUUUAUUUUACACCAAAACUUGGAAGAAUAUUUUAAAAAUUUACUGUCAGAAUAUUCCGAUCCAAGUUUCUUACAUUUUCUAUUUUUUGUUAAAAAACGAAUUCACGACAAACAAAAGGGUCACUAUUAA
Plasmodium yoelii is the source of this 4683-nucleotide messenger RNA. Its product is annotated as RNA polymerase II-associated protein 1, putative. Gene Ontology annotation, cellular component: nucleus. Lineage: Eukaryota; Apicomplexa; Aconoidasida; Haemosporida; Plasmodiidae. Gene Ontology annotation, biological process: transcription by RNA polymerase II. The transcript has a single exon. The record is from RefSeq and is a predicted model, not a curated record. Bases 1 to 4683 code for a protein of 1560 amino acids.